Molecule: messenger RNA, 1809 nt
Organism: Schizosaccharomyces cryophilus OY26
Lineage: Eukaryota; Fungi; Ascomycota; Schizosaccharomycetes; Schizosaccharomycetales; Schizosaccharomycetaceae
Product: gamma-glutamyltranspeptidase Ggt2
Exons: 2
Coding region: 1-1809 (602 amino acids)
Biological process (GO): glutathione catabolic process
Cellular component (GO): fungal-type vacuole; plasma membrane
Molecular function (GO): glutathione gamma-glutamate hydrolase
Source: RefSeq, a predicted model, not a curated record
AUGUCUAAUUUGUCAAUUACAACUCCGUUGCUGAAUGACUGGAGUUCGUAUUUGACAAACCAACAUGACUCUGACUGGGAAGAAAUACAUCGCGCUCGUCAAAAUCGAUAUUUUCGAUUUAAGAUACGUCAUGUCGCACUGCUAAUAUUCGGAACUGGGAUCUUAGCUCUGCUCGUAUUCCUUUAUGCAUUUAACCCUCCUCUUCAUCCCCCGGGUCAAUUUACAGGACAUAAAGUUAAAGGAAAGUCAGGCGCUGUCGCGACAGAAGUCGUUGGAUGCUCUAACAUUGGCAUAGACAUCCUAGCAAUGGGCGGGAAUGCGGUGGAUGCGGCGGUGGCUUCUACUCUUUGUAUUGGUGGAGGAGGUUUUAUGCUUAUUCGACUGCCAAAUGAUACAGCUCGCUCCAUUAAUUUUCGUGAAAUGGCUCCCGCUAAUGCCUCCAAGCAUAUGUUUGACGGAAACCCUAUGCUAGCCCGGGUUGGGGCUCUAUCCAUUGGCGUUCCCGGCGAAUUAGCCGGUUUAUAUCAUGCAUGGGAUCAUUAUGGACAGCUUGAGUGGCUCAAAAUUGUCGAACCAAGUAUCAAGCUUGCAAGGGAAGGAUUUACAGUAACACCGGCAAUGGAACACUGCUUGCUGGAUGAUACUACUAAAGACCUGAUUAAUGACCCAGUUUGGGCUUCUGUUAUUGCUCCUUAUGGAAGGUUAUUAAAGGCUGGUGAUAUAAUGCGUCGUCCUGCCUUUUCAAAAACCUUGGAGAUUAUCGCCAAGGAAGGUGUUGAACCGUUUUAUAAAGGCUCUUUAGCUGAUUUGAUGGUUGCCUUUAUCCAGGAACGUGGAGGCAUUAUAAUGAAGGAAGAUUUUGAACAAUAUUUUCCAGUGGUAUCUGAUGCCAUUGAGACAACCUAUAGGGGCCAUGAUGUUCUCACAUGUCCUCUUCCGACCAGUGGGCCAGCUUUAAUUGAAGGACUAAAUAUAUUAGAUGGAUUCCCCAUGGAUUCUUCUUCUUUAUCUUUUACAAAAAGAUUACACUUGCAGGUUGAGGCGAUGAAAUGGUUGUCUUCUGGACGCACCCAGUUUGGUGACCCGGACUUUAUUCAAGAAAAUUUGCCUCUUAUUUCAACAAUGAUGUCGAAAAAGUUUGCAUCGGACGUACGUAGAAAUAUCUCUAUGACAAAAACAUAUUCGUGGGAGCAUUAUAAUCCCUCAUACGAUAUUCCUGUCAACCACGGAACAACACACAUUGCUGUCAAGGAUGAUGAAGGUUAUGCGGUUUCUCUUACAUCCACCGUGAAUUUGUACUUUGGGUCGCAGUUGAUGGAUCCUGUUACUGGAAUGGUUUUUAAUGAUGAAAUGGAUGAUUUCUCUAUUCCAGGGUCUUCAAAUGCAUUUAAUUUGACUCCAUCUCCAUGGAACUAUAUUGAACCGUACAAGCGUCCCGUCUCUUCUGCCGCUCCUACGAUUAUUAGCAACAAACAAGGUGAUUUCGAAUUGGUGAUUGGAGCAAGCGGUGGUAGUCGAAUAGUUACUGCUGUUCUGGAUGCUAUUGUAAAGCGUGUAGAUAUGCAUUACGACAUCGAGUCUAUGGUUGCUAGCGCACGCUCUCACCAUCAACUGCGACCUAAUGUGUUGAUCUUGGAAAACGGAUUUUCGAAAAUGAUUGCAUCGAGAAUCAAAAAGUACAGACAUAAUGUGCUUCGAUUAAAUCCUAGACAGUGGCCAUUGAGUGCUGUUCAAGCUGUUAUGGAGCACAAGGAUAUAAUAUAUGGUAUGAGUGAUCCUCGAAAGUACGGACAAGCUGCUGCAUAUUGA